Drosophila guanche is the source of this 590-nucleotide messenger RNA. RefSeq names its product S-phase kinase-associated protein 1 (gene SkpA). Gene Ontology annotation, cellular component: nucleus; cytoplasm. Gene Ontology annotation, molecular function: cullin family protein binding. Bases 96 to 584 code for a protein of 162 amino acids. Gene Ontology annotation, biological process: SCF-dependent proteasomal ubiquitin-dependent protein catabolic process. The record is from RefSeq and is a predicted model, not a curated record. The transcript is spliced from 2 exons. Lineage: Eukaryota; Metazoa; Arthropoda; Insecta; Diptera; Drosophilidae.
AUUUGUAAACUUUACAAACAACAAAUUUAUCUUUUCACAAAACUUGUGUUGCAUAUUAAACUUAAACAGUACGUAACGAAAAAACCAAACUCAAAAUGCCGAGUAUUAAACUGCAGUCUUCGGAUGAGGAAAUUUUCGACACCGACAUCCAAAUCGCGAAGUGCUCAGGCACUAUCAAGACAAUGCUGGAGGACUGCGGAAUGGAAGAUGAUGAAAAUGCCAUUGUUCCACUGCCAAAUGUGAAUUCCACAAUUUUGCGCAAGGUACUGACGUGGGCCCACUACCAUAAGGACGAUCCCCAGCCGACUGAAGAUGACGAGAGCAAGGAGAAGCGCACCGACGACAUAAUCUCGUGGGACGCCGACUUCCUUAAGGUCGACCAGGGCACACUUUUCGAGUUGAUAUUGGCCGCAAACUACCUGGAUAUCAAGGGCUUGCUCGAACUGACCUGCAAGACCGUCGCAAACAUGAUCAAGGGCAAAACUCCAGAGGAGAUCCGUAAGACUUUCAACAUCAAAAAGGAUUUCACUCCCGCCGAGGAAGAGCAGGUGCGCAAGGAGAACGAGUGGUGCGAGGAGAAGUGAGAAGAG